GAGGGGUGGGCGGAAGAAGCUUUUGCUAAGUCUCCACCCCCUACUCAGUUGCUAACUGCACGGCAAACAGCGCUCAGUAUGGAGAAAAGCGGCCGCAAAAUGCUUUGAAAAAAAGAGUCGCGUCGCCCUCGGCCAGUGAAAUGCGUCGCUCCCUUCGACCCCUGUAGAACCCGAACUCCCCACAGAAACCAUGGAAAGGGCCGGACUGUUGAUGGCGUGAGUUGGAACGUCGGACUCGGAGAUGCUGCAGUCAGAAGGGAGAGAGGCCAAUAGGAAGAUGCCGUCCCAGUGGUCCCGCGACAACAGCGCCGAGAGCAAAGUUCCCCACACGCGAAUGGACGAUGAAGCUGCCAUACAGCAAAUCUACACGUUUGGGAAGAAACUGGGCCAGGGAAGCUUCGGGGUCGUGAUCGAAGCCACCCACAAGGAAACGGCCACCAAAUGGGCCAUGAAGAAAGUCAAUAGAGAAAAGGCAGGAAGUUCGGCAGUGAAGCUCCUGGAGAGAGAAGUUUCCAUUCUGAAGAGGGUUAAACACGAUCACAUUAUUCACCUGGAGGAAGUAUUUGAGACUCCCAAGCGCAUGUAUCUGGUAACCGAGCUCUGCGAGGGGGGGGAACUCCGAGAAAUUCUGCACCGGAAAAAGUGUCUGUCAGAAGCGGAAACCCGGCACGUGAUCCGCAGCCUCGGCUCCGCCAUUGCCUACCUGCACCGGAAGGGAAUUGUACAUCGGGACCUGAAGUUGGAGAAUAUUCUAGUGAAGAGCAAUGAUGGAGCAGACAAUGAGGAACUGAUCCUGAAUAUAAAGGUGACGGAUUUCGGGUUGGCCGUGCAGAAAGGGGGCGUUGGCAGCGAGAAUAUGUUACAGUCCACCUGCGGGACCCCCAUAUACAUGGCCCCCGAAGUCAUCAACGAUCACGAUUACAGCCAGCAGUGCGACAUCUGGAGCACGGGGGUCAUCAUGUACAUGCUUUUAUCGGGGAACCCCCCCUUUAUGGCCGGCUCGGAGGAGAAGCUGUUCGAAGACAUAAGGAGGGGAGAGCUGAAGUUCUCGGACGCGGUGUGGCAGGGCAUUAGCAACGCGGCCAAGGACGUGCUACAGCGCCUCCUGAAGGUGGACCCGGCGCACAGGAUCACCGCAAAUGAACUGCUGGACAAUCCUUGGAUCACGGGUGAAACUACCCUUGUUCAGAGACCAACCAAUGUCCUGGAGUUGAUGAACGCGUGGAAGAACCUUGACGCGGAUGAACUCGAUCACUUGGAUGAGAAUUCCAAUGGCUUGUCCUUGGCCCACCUCAUUGACAUUCCCACGGUGGAGGAAAGGGCCAGUCCUGCCAGUAGUAAUGGGACCUCCGAAAUGGGUCUGGACACCGAGACAGACAGCAGUAGCAGCAAGCCGUCCACUCCAACAAAUCAGGUGACCAAGAAAAAAACAGUCUCUUCUUCCCUAACCAGCAGAACAGUUAAAAAGAAAAGUUCUACUCUCAAGCCUGCCAGCUCUCCCUCAACAAAUGGAAACACAUCUCCAUGCUCUAAUACAAGACGGUCCCCGGAAACCCAAGAGCACUCUGGGGGGUCUCUCUCCCGGUCACUCAGACGAGCGUCGGGCAAACUGAAUGGAUCGACAAAUAAUGGACUGGGAGCGAAACUGACCCCCAGAACUUCUGGAAUAAGAAAGGCUUCCUAAUGGCUGAGCCUCUACCCCCACCUCACACGGGGGGGUUAUAUUUGUGCCAAAACCAAGAGGAUCGGACGGGGAGGCCCCCCCCAGAAGACUCCGUGUAACCUUCUUAGCUGAGUGUUAACCAGUGACUGUCACCUUCCUACUGAAACCAGAGAGGAGCCAGAAAGUGCCUCAACCAUGAAAGCCUUGUGGCCACUGAUUGGGCAUCUUGUAAAUAUGGGUUUGUGUGGCCUGGGGGGGGGGGAGCACCCACAAACCCCUUCUUCUCUCUGCAUUAUGAUUUUAUUCUCCAUUUUUACUUCCCUCAUCCCCUCUCCUUUCCUAUU
Messenger RNA from Xenopus tropicalis (tropical clawed frog), 2007 nucleotides. It is a transcript of the gene stk33, whose product is annotated as serine/threonine kinase 33. NCBI's taxonomy places the organism in Eukaryota, Metazoa, Chordata, Amphibia, Anura, Pipidae. The coding region runs from base 242 to 1684 and encodes 480 amino acids. Gene Ontology annotation, molecular function: protein kinase activity; nucleotide binding; kinase activity. The transcript has 14 exons. The record is from RefSeq and is a predicted model, not a curated record.